UCUGUGUGUGUAGGAGUGCCACGGGCCGGACGAGUCCCCAGCCCAGCGGCCCCGUUCGCACCGGGAGCCGCACUGCGCUCAUGAAACUUCCACGGGUGUUGUGGAGCCCCGGGUCCCGCCUGCCGCUGAGCCGCCCUCCGGUCCAGCCCUCCGCCAGCCGCCCCGUGCCUCCUCCGCAGCCCUGACAGCGGCCUCUUCCCCAUCCCUGCCUUCCCCGCGCUGCUCGGCUCCUGCUAUCCCUGCCUUCCCGUGGGAUUCCAGUGUCAUGCAGUCUCUGCAUGCCCUCCCGGAGACACCAGCCGGGCUUGAGCAGCCCUUGGCAGAUGUUUUCCCUUGUACACUGUUGUUUUGCAGAAUUACCAAUAUUUGGUAAUGGCAAUGUACAUGAUAAAUAAUCCCCUACAGCAGGGGAUUGAAACUAGAUGGUCAUCAAGGUCCCUUCCAACCCAAGCCAUUCUGUGAUUAGUUUCCUUGGUGUAACUGGGGUUUCAUGCUUCACUAUUAAGUGGCAUUCUCAAACCUCCUCCAUAGUUUCAAAGCUGCAGAGCAUCUACUCCCAGUCUCCAGAAGUCCCUGAGAAUAGCACUGCUAGCAGAAGCUUUCAUCAUGGGGGACAUGAAAACCCCCGACUUUGAUGACCUCUUGGCUGCUUUUGACAUCCCUGAUCCAACUAGUCUCGAUGCUAAGGAGACCAUUCCACCAACUGGGGAGGAGAGUGAGAAUCACCUGAAGUCAUCGGGAAUGUGCAUUGAUGAGAAUGUGUCCUUAUCCCACUCUCUGCCUCCCUCUGAUGCGCCUGUUGUGAGUGUGAUAGUGAAGAACACAAGUCGCCAGGAGUCUUUUGAGGCAGAAAAGGACGGGAAUCACCUUGGAACUGGGCUGUUACACAAUGGAUUUCGUGGCUCUGAUCUGCCAGCUGAGGCUCAUGCUUUAGUCCAUAAUUAUGGCAAGUUUGAGUCAACUUUUAUUAAUGGUGACAGCUCGAGAAGUUACUCUGAUAAACUGGAUGAAUCCAAGUCAGAGCCUUUGCCAACAUUUAGUCAGUUUAGCCCCAUUUCCAGCCCUGAACCGGAGGAUACAUUCAAAGAGAACAGUAUUGGGGAUAAACCCAAACAUGCUCAGACUCCCUACUUUCCACCGCCUUCGAUAUAUGUACCAACAGGGGCUUCCGUCCUAGAUCCUCUUAGGAAGGUGCCAGAGCCCGAAUUAAGCAUGUUUGAUCAGUACUGUAAAAAGGAACAGAAGACAGAAAUCCACUGCCAGCCAGAGAAUAGGCUGGAAAUGAGCAGGAGAGAGCAAGACAGAGCAGUGGAGAGGUUUGCGGAGUCAAGCAAGGACUUGUUAGAUACCAACAGCUUUCUUGGGGAAGGCUUGGUGUUUGGAGACCUCCCUCACAACAGCUUAGGAGACGGCAAGGGGUCUGUGCCCGAGCUAAACACGUCUUCAUCAAUACCACCUCGGCAGAGGCUAAAGCCAACUCAUUCCAAGUUGUCAUCCUGUGUGGCAGCGUUAGUAGCUCUUCAGGCCAAAAAGGUUGUGUGUAUUCCAAAAAGCGAUCAGCCAAAUUUUACCAAGGAACCUGGUCCUUUUAAAGAUGGGACGAAGGGAAGUCCAAAAAUGCCCAAGUCGCCAAAGAGUCCCCGAAGCCCCUUGGAGGUGGUGAGGAAGGCUAGCAAGCAGCCUGAGAGUCCUCGGAGUGUGUGCAGCGACAGCAGUGGGAAAGGCUCUCCUUCCAUGGCAGCUGGCUCUCCGCCAGCUAUUCCCAAGGUUAGAAUAAAGACUAUCAAGACAUCUUCCGGUGAAAUUAAAAGGACUGUAACUAGAAUUUUGCCAGAGAAUGAUGAGUUGGGCAAAUCUUCAGAAGAGUCACCUGCAGAAACCUCUUCUGCCGAAGAGUUUAUCAAAUCUUUCCCAUCCCCUGACACUAGUGCAGUUACAGAAGGUGAAGCUGGCAGGAAUUCAGCCAAAAAUGGGGCUGCUGUGGCUAUCCAGCUGUCAAAUGUAAUGAGUCCUUACUCAGACAGUAUGAAAAUGGAUAUUGCAAACAGCACUUGCACCGUGUCCUUAUCUCCACUGCCAAACUGCGGUGGCGGUGCCAUAAAAGUGGGGGUCAAGAGGCAGCAGCAGGGUACUGUGAUGCAGCCAUCCAACACAACCACCUCCAGCCUUCUUCCCAAAGCUGUGCACUUGGCAAAUCUCAACUUGGUCCCCCACAGUGUUGCUGCUUCUGUUACAGCGAAGACAUCGGCACAGAGGCGAAACCAACCUCAAGUGACACAGAUGUCAGUGCCACUGGUGCACCAAGUCAAGAAAGCUGCUCCCGCUGUCAUGGAGGCAUUCCAUAAAGUGCUACACAGUGCCAAUCCAGUGCCGAUAUAUACUCCGAACCUUAGCCCCCCGCCUGACAGUAGUAUUAAUUUACCUGCCUCUGGGUAUUGUUGCCUGGAAUGUGGGGACUCAUUUGCCUUAGAGAAAAGCCUGACUCAACACUAUAGUAGGCGAAGCGUUCACAUUGAAGUCAUGUGCACUCAGUGUUCAACGAUGCUCCUUUUUUUUAAUAAGUGUAGCUUGCUUAAGCAUGCACGAGAUCAUAAGAGCAAAGGGUUUAUCAUGCAGUGUUCUCAGCUGCUCAUGAAACCAAUUUCCAUAGACCAAAUGUUUUCACUUUCUCCUACAAGCUCUUCAGUCUCUCCAGCUUCUCAGACUUCUCUCUCAUCCUCUCUUCCACUUAAGUCCACUGCUGCUUCAGGAGGCGGGGUAGGGAUUUCUGCAAGCACUCAGCCAGCCUUGCCUCUCUACACAGACCCACAGAGGCUAAUCCGUCAUGGACUUAAGUGUUUGGAGUGUAACAAGCAGGAGCAGGAUUACAUUUCUUUAGCAGCUCAUUACCAGAGAACCACAGAAGAUAAUGAGAGACUGACGUGUCAGGUGUGCCAGAUGAUGCUGCCCAACCAGUGCAGUUACUGUGCCCACCAGAGGAUCCACGCUCACAAGUCCCCGUACUGCUGCCCCGAGUGCGGCGCCGUGUGCCGCUCCGCCUACUUCCAGACCCACGUCAAGGAGAACUGCCUGCACUACUCCCGCAAAGUUGGCUUCAGGUGCAUCCACUGUGGAGUUGUCUUCAUGACCCUCACCAUGCUCAAAGUGCACAUCCAGGAGAAACACUGCGAAGUCUUCCACAAGUGUUCUUUCUGCCCGAAGGCCUUCAAGUCUGCUGACACCACCAUGGCUCACGUGGCCAGCCAGCACCCAGCAGAACCUCACAAGACUACUCAGGUGAUCUACAAAUGCUCUUGUGAGAUGGUCUUUAACAAGAAGAAGCUGCUCCAAGAGCACUUCCUGCAGAACACCAGCAAGUUGUUAGUGGGAGUGUUUAAGUGCCCACAGUGUCAGCUGGUGUAUAUGCAGAAGCAGCAACUAAUGCAGCAUGUCAAGGGUGUUCAUGGAGUCCCCCGUAAUCCUGAAGAGCUCUCAAACUUCCGGCAGAAGUCUGAGAAGGCUUCAAGGAACCAGGUUCAUACCUCACCAAAGGAGCUUUUGGUAGCCAAUGGGACUUCCCCCUCUCCUCUGACAAGGAAAGACAUGAGGAUGGAGGGACAUAAUCCUGAAUCCAAGUCCAGACUGAGAAGAACUGGUUGGACUUGCAAGGAAUGUUCACAGUGGAUGCCUGAUCGGGAAACCUAUGUGUCCCACAUGAAGAGAAAUCAUGGAAGGUCCAUGAAGAGAUACCCCUGUCGCCAGUGCGAGCGCUCGUUCAACGCCUCCAACAGCCUGCGCAGACACAUCCGCAACAACCACGACACAGCAAAGAAAGUCUACACCUGCUGGUACUGCACAGAUGAAAAUCAGACAUUUCCUCAGCCAUUCAUGCUGGAGAACCACAUCAGCCUCAUGCACGGCAUCAAAAACCCAGACUUAUCCCAGAUGGCCAAAGCGAAAGCUCCAGAGAGAGACAGAGCAGAAGUAACUGAUACCUAUUUUCAUGGAAAAUUAAAUGCAAAAUCUCCAAAGAGGAUGGCACUGGAUGAGCUGGGUCAGGCAGAGAGCACUGCGGGUUUGGACGCGCCGCCAGCCAAAAAACUGAGAGCGCCUUGGAAAUGCGCUAAGUGCAGCUUUGUGACGGACGUCCGGACUGAGUUCCAGGAACACAUACCUCGGCACAAGACCGACAGCUCCACCUUCCAGUGCUUGUUCUGCGGCCUCUGCUACACCUCCCACAUCUCUCUGAACAGACACCUCUUCAUCGUUCAUAAAGUCAAAGAUGAGGAGGAGGAAGAGGAGGAGGAGGAGGAGGAGGAGGAAGAUGAGAGGCAGAAGUUACAAAUAGAGAUGAGUAAGAAUGGACACGAGGACUACAAUGGCGAGUUGAACACUACGGUGGAAGAAGAAAACAAGUACAAAGAGUGCAAAAGGGACUCAGCUCUUUGUGAGCACAGUCAGACGUGUGGCACAGAAGGCCCCAACAGCACCUCACAGAACAAUCAUUCAAAGUCUCUUAAGACUUAAAGGCAAAAAAAAGCCCUUUUGGUUGAUUGGGGGUUUUUUGUUGGGGGGUUUCUACUCAAAAUACAGGGUGGGGAUGGGGCAAAUCUUUGAAAUAUUCUGUUGAUUUCUUGGGAUGGACGUCGCAACUCCUAUUUGUAAGGGAAAUUUAAAACAGAAAAAAGCAAAACCAGCCCUGCCAUUGCAUCCUAAGCACUAACUCUCUGCCAGCCCAGAGAGGUGAAAAGGGAAAGCAGGGCCAGAAUCCUCAGUGGGAUUUGACCAGCUCCUGAGGAUCCAGGAGCACUUUGCCGCUGCAGUUUCCUUCAGACGAGCUCUCCUCCUUUGAGUGUGCACCACCUCAGCCUCUGCCCAGAGCCCCGGCCUCGCCUUCCCAAUCUCCCUUUCUUUCUCCUUCUAUUUAUGGCUUCUUUUUUCUCUCCCCAUCCUGCCUUUGUGUUACUCAUUUUAACUCAUAACGCUGGCUCAGCCAAACGUGCUUGUCAGGACCGUGUUGGCCGAUCUGGGAUCUGCGUUACACGGGAUGGGUUCGAGCUGUAAGUUAUGCUGGUUAUUCUUUAGUUGCCCAAAUAACAACAUUCUUUUCCAAAAUGCAGUUUAAUGAAAUGUCUUGGAUCCGAAUCAUCCUUGAAAGAGGAUUUUAUAGCCCCAGUCCUCCCCGGUGAGCAAGGUGUUGAGGAGGGCCUGGUCCCCUCGGGGCAUGUUUGCUGUUUGUCUGGAAGCCAGCCUGGGGUGGGCGUUGCCAGGCCCGGUGCUCAGUGGCUCAUCCCGGUGGGGAGCUCAGACUGGCACCAUUGCCAGAAGGGGAUAAAUCCCCCAUUCCCUCAGUGGGGUCAGCUGCAGUGUACAUCCAGAGCUCCUGAUGUAUCGGUGCCCAGGCUCCCUGACAGCUCAUUUUGAGAGGAGAGGAGCAGAGCUCAGCUCACAGAGGUGUUGGAACAGCAGGAGCCACCAUCCUGCAGCGCGGCAGGGGCUGGCACUCCAUCAGUAGCUCCAUAACUCCUCUCCUGCUGUGGCUUGGCACUACCCAUCCUUUAGGAGAUGUUUCUUUCCAUGUAGUCACAUUGACUCUUUCUCCCUCAUUCCUUGUCACACCCAUGCUUUGUGUAAUACAGUUACCUUCUAUACCAUUAUUUUUUUUCAUUCUGUUGAGCCAGAACUCUGCUUGUUAUUGUUUACUCUGACAAUGUUUAAAUAAUUUAAGAACUAUUUAUCUCCUUG
This is a messenger RNA of Taeniopygia guttata (zebra finch), 5724 nucleotides long. The record is from RefSeq and is a predicted model, not a curated record. NCBI's taxonomy places the organism in Eukaryota, Metazoa, Chordata, Aves, Passeriformes, Estrildidae.